Naumovozyma castellii is the source of this 429-nucleotide messenger RNA. It is a transcript of the gene SNA4, whose product is annotated as Sna4p. The coding region runs from base 1 to 429 and encodes 142 amino acids. The record is from RefSeq and is a predicted model, not a curated record. The transcript has a single exon. NCBI's taxonomy places the organism in Eukaryota, Fungi, Ascomycota, Saccharomycetes, Saccharomycetales, Saccharomycetaceae.
AUGUGUUGUUGUUGCGUUUGUACAGUAUCAGAUUUCUUCUUAUAUAUUUUAGCCAUUUGCUUUCCCCCAGUGGCUGUGCUUCUACGGUCAGGGGUAUGCUCCUCUGACUUUUGGUUAAACGUUGUAUUAACAUGUCUGGGAUUUAUGCCAGGUAUGGUUCAUGCAUUCUAUUAUAUCACGGUAACUAGUCCUUUGAGGAGAGAUCCAGAACUAAUAUACUUCUAUCAACAAGGUUGGGUUGAUUCCGAAAGGAAUGCGGGGGAACCACCCAAUGAAAACACCAAUUUAGCAUCUGAGGAAAAUCAAAGAAGGGAUUAUACUAGUUUACCCAAUCCUUUAAUUACUGGCAGCAAUAACUACUAUUCGAACAACAUUUCUAACGAUACAAAAAUGAGUCCAUCAGGUGCCCCACCACCAUACUCAAAUUGA